CUAAUCUCAAUGGCCUUGCGCGCCGGAGUUCUACCCCGUCCCUCCCUCCUCCUCCCCCGCAUCCGCUGCUCCGCCGGCGGUCGCCCCGACUCACCCGCCGGGGAGUUCGCUGCCCUCGCUGCUGCGUUCUUCCGCCGCCGUCUCCUCGCCGGCAUCAGCUCCGCCUCCCUAGUCGCCCUCGGCGCCAACUUCGGUGGCCUCACCAGCUUCCUCCUCGGUCUCUCGCCGGAGCUCGGCCGCUCCCUGCGCCUCGACGUCCUCUACCCCGUCGAGGGAUUCACUCGCUGCCUCGACUCCACCCACGGCUUCGAGUUUAUAUAUCCGGAAACUUGGGUGGGAGACCAAACGCUUCUCUACAGAGCAAUAGAAAAAGCAGAGUCCGAGAGGUCGCUGGAUCCUCCGCCUUUAAACAACGGUCGACAGCCCACCCGACCGAUGAGCGAGCCGGUGGCCGCCUUCGGGCCGCCGGGAUCCACCGGCGAGCUCAACGUCAGCGUCAUCGUCUCCACCGUCCCCCGCGACUUUGCAAUCGAGGACUUCGGCAGCCCAAAGGAAGUGGGUGAGACGGUGCUGAGGAGGAUCGCCGGGUCGAGAAAAAGAACAGACGUGAAUGCUGCUCUCGUGGAUGCGUCGGUGAGGGCGGAUGCUUCCAAGAAAGUCAACUACUACAAGUUGGAAUUCCGCGUGGAGGCGCCGUCGUUCCGCCGGCGCAACGUCGCCGUCUGUUGCGCCAGAGGCGGGAAGCUGUUCACUCUCAAUGCGCAGGCGCCGGAGGCGGAAUGGCCUGAGGUGGAGCGGGAAUUCCACGCCAUUGCCGACUCCUUCAACCUUACCGAUGCGUUGAAGGAAGUCGAAUUCUUCGUUUGAGUCGUUGAAGAUCUUUGCUCGAUCGAUUUUGCUAAAUCAAUCGAUAUGAAACUUUUUUUUUCUCAAAGUUU
Zingiber officinale is the source of this 938-nucleotide messenger RNA. Its product is annotated as psbP domain-containing protein 7, chloroplastic-like. The transcript is spliced from 3 exons. Gene Ontology annotation, molecular function: calcium ion binding. Gene Ontology annotation, cellular component: extrinsic component of membrane; photosystem II oxygen evolving complex; photosystem II. Gene Ontology annotation, biological process: photosynthesis. The record is from RefSeq and is a predicted model, not a curated record. The coding region runs from base 10 to 867 and encodes 285 amino acids. Lineage: Eukaryota; Viridiplantae; Streptophyta; Magnoliopsida; Zingiberales; Zingiberaceae.